Messenger RNA from Ylistrum balloti, 2664 nucleotides. RefSeq lists its product as uncharacterized. The record is from RefSeq and is a predicted model, not a curated record. Gene Ontology annotation, biological process: recombinational repair. NCBI's taxonomy places the organism in Eukaryota, Metazoa, Mollusca, Bivalvia, Pectinida, Pectinidae. The transcript has 9 exons. Bases 1 to 2109 code for a protein of 702 amino acids.
AUGAAUUAUGGAAAUGGAGGAAAAGGACAUGACAUCAAUUUUUUGUUCAAGAGAAUGGACUUCGAUGUACCAUUGAAUGACAUCAGUAAUGAAAAUGCUACUCCAGUUAAAGUCACAGACUCAGAGUUACAGAAAGGUCAACCAAGCAACUUAGACCAGAACUAUUUCAAUAAAAGAAGAUGUGUAACUCACCAUGAUCAGGCUCUGGGAAAUCAAGGAAGGCAAUUCCCAAACCAGAAUUUUAUCUCUGGAAAACCUUUACCCUCAACGGAAAACAAAUGUGAUAGAGGGUCAUCCAAUGUUUCUCCAAACAACAACUUUAUCCGAGGGAAGCUGAGUAACAGUAUGCAGGGUUCAUGUUUGAACAUCCCUAUACAGCCAUCCAAAGUCCUGGUCCCUUUCGUUCAGGAGGUAGCCCUGCCAAGAGAUUCGCUCAUCACCAGUCCAAAAGGCUACACGUCGGGAUGUGAUGAUGAUUUAAGAAGUGGUCAUACUUUUCACAGCAGCAAGAGGAAAAGGAAGUUUCCAGGACCAGCAGGUCUCCUUCCGCAACUUGGUCAACGCCUGAACAGUCCUGAUAUAUCCAAAAGGAAAGAAGAUACAGUCAGCCCAGUACAGGUGAUUGAGAAAACUGACUUGAUCCUGUCUUCUCAGUCUGGGGAGGAGUUGUUUAAUGACCGACCUUGGCAGACGCUAAUGAGUGACAUAAAGGAGAUUGGACAGGACACACUGCAGCAGUUUUCUCUUGCCUCCAGCCUACAAAAGGCUAAGAAAAAGCAGCUGAUGAGGGGGAAAGUUCCGUUUGUUAUGGCUGUGAUAGAAACUCUUGAAUGGCCUGCUGGGAAGGAUGCCUGUGUCACUCUCAAGGACAAGUCCGGUUCUAUCCAGGGCACCAUUCAUGAGAGCCUGAUGAAGGAGCAUGGAUGUGACUUCCAAACAGGCAGUGUGCUAGUCCUGAGACAGGUGAGUGUCAUCAGCCCCACAUCACGGAACCACUACCUGAACAUCACGCCUGCCAAUAUAGUGUGUGUGUACUGUAUUAAGUCCAAGAGUCUUACGAGGCUUCGCUUCCUUGAUAAGGAUAGAGCACUACCCACAAUCUUUAAGGACAUGGAGAGGGAAAUGAUGGUUAACUUUACACCACAGAAAUCUGCAACCAACAUUUGUCAGUCGAUGUUCCACAUGGGGACACCAGAUGUUAGGACUCCCCAGUCAGGAUUAAACAUGAGGACAACAAAUAUCAGGAACCAACAGUCAAGGUUUGCAUCAAAUACACCCACUCCGAGAUUUUCAACACCUGAUCAAAGAUCUGUGAAGAAUGAUUCUGCUUUUGUUCCUGUGAUCCACAAGCCAAAGGAUUGGACUAUCUCCUUUCACAGUGGUACCAUUUCACCGGUAGCUACCCAAGGAGGUAAAGCACCUGUUAGUAAGAUUCCCCAAGGAGGGAUGGUGUCGACGAUCAGUACUGCACCAGGAUGUCCUGUAGAUAGGACUACCAAGAACACACCUGGAUUUCUAAGCAUGUCAAAAGAUCCUGCCACACCAGGUGUAACUAAUUCUGACAGACUAAAACCUGGGCUAAAUACUGGCAAAUCUCAAAAUCCAUCCAAGGAUAAUCAGUCAGGUUUUCAAAAACCAGAAACUGCAUCCUCUGCAUUAUUAAGUCAUAAUACACCAAGAUUUACCAAUAAGCCAAUCACUUCUUCACAUGUUAUGUGUGCAUCACCUACAAAUAUACAUGUUGCUGGUAAAGGUCAGUGCCAUGUGACCAGUUGUCCAAGUGUUGUGUCCAGUUUUGAUUCAGAUAGUAGCAAUCAGCAAUACAAUCACCGAUAUACUACUGGUAAUGUCAGUACAACAGGUUUAGAUCUGUCCACUUCAACACUAUCAUCUACAAAUACACCUUACAGAAAACGGUUCAAGUUCAAGUCGCUUACCUCUCCUGAUAAUUCCCUGGGUUUAUCAUUAGGAAACAAGUUUGACAAUGUUCCACCUGUUUGCAGUGCUAUCAUAACAUCCCAGAUGAAAGCAAAUGUGGGAGUCGAAAAUCUAUGGCAAGAUGACCUGAGUGAUGAUAUUUUAUCCCAGCUUUCUGAGGAACUUAUGUAAAAGUUUAGUACCUGGAGAAUUCUAAUGACAAUCUUGUAUGGGAGUCUGGUGUCAAGGAAUCUAUGCUAAGGAACCUCUGGUGUCAAGAGGAUCAUUCGAGUGAAACUUGAGGGAAACAUACCUGUGAAAGACUGAAAGUCUGUCAUGCUUAAGGAUUUCCUGUAAUUAUUGUGUAAAAUUUUUUGAGUAUCGCAUGAGAGGAAAACGUGCAAGAGAAACUUGAAUAAUGGUCUUACUGUGAGGAGAAACAACAGUGUUCCUAUCUUGUAUGUAGUGGGUGUAUAAUGAUACAAAGACAAAAAAUCCAUUUUAACAUGAAAUAGAAUGGACCUUUGAUAAUGCAUUAAGGCACAUUCCUUCAUCCAGAUUAAUAGCUUUCUUCUGGAGUUUUCUCCCUUGAUUAUAUAGCGGUAUUUUUUUAAUGUGAUAUGUAUUGCUUACAAUGUUUCACCACAUAUAUUUGACUUAAUCUGGCUGCUAAUUUCCUGAGGAAUAAGAUGAUUUGUUAUUAUCCAGAAUUGUUAUAACUAAGUGAGUCGGUUACAGCAACAUGAA